Haliaeetus leucocephalus (bald eagle) is the source of this 2492-nucleotide messenger RNA. It is a transcript of the gene GPR83, whose product is annotated as G protein-coupled receptor 83. The transcript has 4 exons. Gene Ontology annotation, molecular function: neuropeptide Y receptor activity. Lineage: Eukaryota; Metazoa; Chordata; Aves; Accipitriformes; Accipitridae. Gene Ontology annotation, cellular component: membrane. The coding region runs from base 733 to 2004 and encodes 423 amino acids. The record is from RefSeq and is a predicted model, not a curated record. Gene Ontology annotation, biological process: neuropeptide signaling pathway.
GCACAGUUUCACAUCAAACUUUUUAUUCCCUUGGCCAAGAGGAAAGCCCUGCCAAGGGAAAGCUUAAGUAUUUCUCUGUCCCUCUGAGGGGAAAAAAAGGUCUUUGGAAAAAUACUGCAAGUACAAUAAGCUGGCUUGUUUUUCACAAUUCAUCUGUUACCCCCCUAUUCUAUGCUAGUUAGUAAGUUUCAUGGUGUGAAACAGGCUGAAACUUGCCUGCCAGUUCUUUAAAACUGAGCUUAAAUUUGAACUGUGUCCUGGAAGAGAGCAGCGCUGCCACACACACUGCUGAUUUAUAAAUGGCACAGACUUUGCAUGAGCUGGGCUGCUGGUAGAAAAAAAGGAUGCUGAUGACUGGAGGGAUUGAUUUGCUUUUCUCACAGAUGUGCUUGUCUUGGAGUAGCACCCGGAGGAGCAUGACUGGGUGGAAAAGCAGCACGUCAGAGCAGAAAUAAUGUCAUGCAGCCCAAUAGCUGCAGAAGAUCCUGGCUUGGAGCUUUCCCUGGGGCUAUAAAGCUGGCUGAAGGAGCAAAAGUAGCAGCGAGCCGAGUGGGAGAGAAGCACACGGCAGGAGCAUCCCCCCACUCCUGCUAGUUGCGUACUAUGUUUGCAGCCCCCGAGCGUGCCUGGGCUGAGCAAGGGGAGGACGGCUUCUCCCAGCACACGGCAGGAGCUCUGCUCUCUUACAAAUGAGCUAUUUCCAAAUUGGAGGAGCAGAGCGGCGUUUCAGAGAUGUUGUCCUGUUUUGUCUGGCUCGCUCUCCCUGGCUUGGUUAAUGCCUUUGUGACCCCAGGAAAGUUGCCCCUCAAUGGGAGCCUGGAGAAGACUUUUGUAAUCCCGAACAUCUCGGGUUUCUUUUCUUGGGAUAAUGACAGCCUGGCUGACUGGCAGAGCUUUGUGGGCAGGAGCCGGUACGGAGUGGAGUCGCAGAGCAUCACAGUGAAAGCCCUGCUCGUCACGGCGUACUCCUUCAUCAUUGUCUUCUCCCUCUUCGGCAACGUCCUGGUCUGUCACGUUGUCAUCAAGAUCAAGCGCAUGCACUCCGCCACCAGCUUGUUCAUUGUGAACCUGGCUGUAGCCGAUAUCAUGAUCACGCUCCUCAACACGCCUUUUACACUGGCUCGUUUCGUGAACAGUACCUGGAUAUUCGGGAAGGGGAUGUGCCAUGUCAGUAGGUUUGCGCAGUACUGUUCCCUCCACGUCUCUGCCUUGACCCUCACAGCCAUUGCUGUGGACAGGCACCAGGUUAUAAUGCACCCUCUGAAACCUCGCAUAUCUACUGCAAAAGGUGUUAUCUACAUCUCUAUAAUCUGGAUCAUGGCAACUUGUUUCUCCCUACCACAUGCUAUUUACCAAAAACUCUUUACCUUUGAAUACAGCGAGGAGGUUACCCGGUGCCUAUGUCUGCCGGAUUUCCCUGAGCCUGCUGACCUCUUUUGGAAGUACCUCGACUUAACCACCUUCGUUUUGCUCUAUGUCCUGCCCCUUCUGAUCAUCUCUGCCGCCUACGUGACAGUGGCCAAGAAACUCUGGCUGCGCAACGUCAUCGGGGACGUCACCACUGAGCAGUACUUUGCCCUUCGCAAAAAGAAUAGGAAGACCAUAAAGAUGCUGAUGCUUGUCGUCAUCCUCUUCGCAGUCUGCUGGUUCCCCUUGAAUUGCUACGUCAUCCUCCUCUCCAGCCAGACCAUCCACACCAGCAAUGCCCUGUACUUCGCCUUUCACUGGUUGGCAAUGAGCAGCACCUGCUACAACCCCUUCAUCUACUGCUGGCUCAAUGACAGCUUCCGAUCAGAACUGAAGGCUUUGCUCAACUUGUGCAGAAAAACUCCCAGGCCCGCAGAACAGAGGCUUGCCUCCACGAUCCCAUCCUACCGACCCGCUUGGCCAGAAAACAUCAACUUCAAGAGGUUGCAGGCCUCCCAUGUCCUUCCAUCAGCCUCCAACAUCCAGUCAGGAAAGACAGACCUCUCUGCAGUUGAGCCAGUAGUAGCUGUGAGCUAAACGGCGGCCCUGGGAAAUCUAUAAGGACUGCACAUAGAUUUGGCUAGAGCUAAAAUGGUGGGAAGAUGUGAAGCCCUGACCUACUUAGGGACUGUACAACCACAUGUGACAAAACCAAGAAGGAGGUUCUGCAGGAGGUAACAUGAAAGAGCUGCACGGUUGAUGCAGGCUGAUGAUAAUGGCGUGGAGCCCUAAAGCAAGCUCUUCCCGGGAAGGAACUCUCUUUGUCAAGUUGACUUUGGAUCAGCUUGCAGGACGGGAUUCUCUGCAUGUAUGUCGCUGUUAUCUGUGUGACUAAGCCUUUCUACCAUUGGGGCUCUGUGUGUGUUUUGCUGGUACUUAAACACUACAGCAACAGUCUAAUCACAUCGGGCCUCCCUCCCCCUUUUCUAAGACUCUUCAUAGCAACAUGGAGAUGGUUGACAUGUAGACCUUUAGGUUGCUGGCUUAGAUCCAGUGCAGCUGGGUAGGAAGGCAUCCCUUCUGAA